AUUUAUAAAAAUGAUUAAUUUUGUUUUAUCAAAUUUAGCAUAAAAUAUAUUCUAAUAAACUACUGAAGCAGGUACCUAUUGUUUCUAAAAAAGUAUCAGUUUGGCUACGAGACUACCGCCUCUGGUUGUUUAUUUCAUCUGAUUGCUACUGUCAACAACUCAUGUAAUGUACGUUUGGCUACAGUUUUAGUGAAGCAAAACAACACACACAAUACGAUGGCACGAAGCCAGGACAGCACUGGAACGGUUGCAGCAGGAGAAGAUAUGGACGAUAGCCGAUUUCGAAUCCGACCCUAUCAGCAGAUACUAUCAUCCUGCAGUGGUGCUCUAGUAACAUCGCUGUUCAUGACUCCAUUGGAUGUAGUGAAAACGCGACUACAAGCACAACAAAAAGUACUGAUAUCAAACAAAUGUUACCUAUAUUGCAAUGGUUUAAUGGAUCAUAUUUGUCCAUGCGGUCCAAACGGCCCGUUGGGUCCUUCGGUGAUCAGCAAACGUCCCCUUCACUUUAAUGGAACGAUCGAUGCUUUCACUAAAAUCAGCCGCUAUGAGGGUGUUCCAUCUCUCUGGUCAGGUCUAGGACCAACACUGAUACUGGCACUUCCGACCACGGUAAUUUAUUUUGUGGCUUACGAGCAGUUUCGUAUUCGAUUAAAGGAAUUGUACCAAAGAAAGAAAGGGCGUAACGCCGAACUUCCCAUUUGGCUCCCACUACUGGCGGGUAGCUCAGCUCGUGUGCUUGCCGUCACAAUUGUGAAUCCUCUAGAGCUUAUCCGCACCAAGAUGCAAUCUGAAAGGCUAAGCUAUACAGAGGUUGGUCAUGCUUUCCGUAGCAUGUUACGAGUACAGGGCGUGUUUGGUUUGUGGAAAGGUUUCUUUCCAACGAUACUACGAGAUGUUCCAUUCAGUGGCAUCUACUGGACGACAUAUGAGUCCAUCAAGAAACAUUUCAACGUUAGCCAACCUUCGUUUACGUUUAGUUUUGCUGGUGGGGCUGUUUCCGGUGGUGUGGCCGCCUUUAUCACCGUGCCCUUCGAUGUUGUCAAAACACACCAGCAGAUUGCAUUCGGUGAACAAUUCCUUUACGCUCAGAACAGCGAGAACGCCGUUAAGAAACCAUUCAAAGCCAUUGGCACGUUCGAGACGAUGGGACGAAUAUUCCAAAUGAACGGCAUUCGCGGACUUUUUGCGGGGUUAACGCCACGGUUGGUAAAGGUAGCGCCCGCUUGUGCCAUCAUGAUCGCAUCGUUUGAGUAUGGGAAGAACUUUUUCUAUCGCUAUAACGUUCAACGAUAUCAGGAGAAGGACAAAGCGUCAGCUGCCAGUGAGACCAGUAUCAGUACCGCGGUUAGUAGUACGCCCUCUGCGACCCUCAUUGGCUCCCCGACACAUCGCGGCCGCCAGAUAAACAAGUACUAAGCGAUAUUUUUUUUUCUUCAGUAACAUUUCGCAAGCGUUAUCUCAUCUUCCUCAAAUCUCACGGGCGCUGGUUGCGGAAUGUGAGAUAAUCAUAUGUGCAACUAUACUAUGGAUUACCACUGUGUACAAUAAAUUGUUAGUCAUUUGUUGGAAGAUUA
Molecule: messenger RNA, 1577 nt
Organism: Anopheles funestus (African malaria mosquito)
Lineage: Eukaryota; Metazoa; Arthropoda; Insecta; Diptera; Culicidae
Product: probable mitochondrial glutathione transporter SLC25A40
Exons: 4
Coding region: 217-1419 (400 amino acids)
Biological process (GO): mitochondrial transmembrane transport
Source: RefSeq, a predicted model, not a curated record